UUCGAACCAAUUGCAGAUACUUCCGCCUUGUUUAUCGUUGAGCAGAUUGACAGGUAUCGAAGAAUAUUAUUUUAUUAGAAUGAAAGAUACUCAGCAAUGCAGUAAAGAAAACAAGAUGAAAGUGAAAAACGAAGAAAACCAAGCAGUCGCCGCAGAAAAAGAAAACCAAGCAGAUUCUUUUGAGAAAAAGAACAAUCUUUCUGGCAUAACCAUGACUAAAGAAGAAAAUAAAGAUAAAAAAGAAGUGAAUUGUCUGGGGGAUAAUUCAGUUGCAGUGAAUUGUAAGGAAGAGAAUCCAGCUGUAGUGAAUUGUAAGGGAGAUAAUCCAGCUGAAGUGAAUUGUAAGGGAGAUAAUCAAGUAACUGUGAAUUGUAAGGCAGAUAAUCAAACUACAGAAAGAAAAAUAUCAAAUCAGGAUUUGGAUGACCUGACCAGUAAAGUUAGUGAUAUACAGAUAGCUGACAAAAAAGAAGUUGUUGUUGGCAGACAGAAUACUGUUGAGGAAGAUACGAAGAGACCAAGGAACCAGACAUCACUAGAUAAUGAUGAAGAGGUGCACAAAAGGGAAGGUGCAUUAACAGCCAGAGGCCCAAAUGGGGGACGUGCCAGUUCAUAUGAUAAUUCUGCCAACAAUUUUUAUAGCCAACAGCCAGAAUAUAAAAUUGGAAGUAGUAAUAAACGUGGAUUCAACGAUGAGACUGAACCAGCCAAAUAUUACAAACCUGUUGUUGACUACUUCCCAUCACAGUCUCAUGUCAACGUAAAGCAGCUUGGUGGUGGUACCGUUACAUUGAAGACCCCACCGGUCCAGCAUCAUAAUGACCCUCCAUACACAUUUGACAGUAUACCCGAUGGGGGAGAUUUAAUUGAUGCUCUGUUGGCAGAGCAAGCACAAAACAUGAGGACAGAUUUCACAAGUAAUAUACCAGUUAAUAUGGAAUCUACAAAUAUUUUCUCUCCCAAACAUGUGAAAGAAGAGAAUGUGAUUAUUGAUGAGAACAGCAGUAGUCCCUACACUAACGGUGGUCCACCAUCUAAUCAGAGUGACAGUGGUAUCAGUGGCAUGAGUUAUGGGAGUCCAUAUCAGAACCUAAGUUCUCCCCAGUCUAAUGCCUCCCCACCACAUGUACCAGAGAUGGGAUAUUCACCGGUGGCCCCACAAUAUUCAGAUGUACUAGACCUCAUGGAUCCUAUACUAGGGCGGGAAGAAGACUUCCAAGAUGUUCAGAAAAUGAUCGCAGCUGAUUUGUUAAGAGAGAAUAAACCUUCUGGUCGAGUUAGGGAACAGAUAAGACCUGAGAUAUCCCACAACCAUAUGAUGGCUAAUCAGAUGAACUUGAUAAAUAUCAAACCUCAGCCUCAACAGCAACAACAACAACAACAACAACAACAGCAACAACAGCAACAAAAGUUCCAGAUGAAUACACAACAUUGUCAAAUGCCCACUCAUAACACAAUUCAGCAACAGGCAACCAUUUUUGGACAUCCACCGAUGAGUACCAAUAACAUUAUCCUACCGCCAUGUUCUCAGCCGUCAGCUGUUGUUCAUCCUGUGAUGAUGCCUCAAGGUCCCAUCCCCAUUGGACCAGUCACACCGUUCACUCAGCCACAGAUCAUCAUCAUACAACCAGGGCCUAUUCAGGCUCAGAGGAGACCAGCUUUACGUAAUAUUGCACCCAAAACAGAUAAACAGACAAACAAAAAGCCAGUACAAGGACCUGUGGCAAACAAAGGACAAAAACAGCCUCCAAGACCUGAUCCAUUACCUGUGAUGCAGGUCAGACCAACACCCUCACAGAUACCAAACAAUGCACAACAAAGACCACCAAAUAAUCAAAAUAAUGCUCAGAAAAGAAAUUUGUUAAAUAUAGCCAGAAGAAUGGUGGCUGAGAUUCCAUCAGAGCAACUGCGACAUCAGGAUGAUGAAGGAGACACGUAUCUUCAUGUAGCAGCAUGUAAAAGUGACCCUAAUCUGAUACAGUCAUUGUUGGAAAGAUUAAACCGAGAACAAAUGGAUUGGUUGAUAGAUUUGGAAAAUAAGAAACGUAUGACACCAUUAUAUCUUGCUGUGUUGGGAAAUCAACCAGAAAUGGUGGAAAUAUUUCUCAAAAACAAUGCAGACCCUAAUGCUCUAGCACAGUCUGCAUCAUCACCAACAGAAGGGAAAUCUCUAGAAGUGAAGGCACCAAUACAUGUGGCAUCUGCUGGUGGGGAAGAAAGUUUACCUACUCUUAAAAAACUACUCAGUGUUAAAGACAUCGCACUUAACAUCUAUAACUCAGAAGGCCAUACAGCAUUACAUACAGCUAUUAUUGCUCAUGGGACAAAAAGACAGAAUGGAAGUUAUAUUAACAGUUUAAACACUAUUGAAGCUCUGAUUAAAGCAGGUGCAGAUCCUAAUUCACAGGACAAGAAAAGUGGUAAAACUCCUUUAAUGUAUGCUAUAGAGAAAAGAGACUGUAUUCUUAUUGAAAAAAUGUUAAGACUCUUCGAUCCAAAGAAGUUACGCAAUGUCAUCAAAUCAUCAACAUUCGAUGGAAGUAAUUGUCUGAAAAUAGCUGAAGGACGUAAAUCUGAAUUUAACCCUCAAGAAUGGCAAAGAUUGUGGGACUUGUUAAACAAGGCAUGUACUGGAGAAUUACCGCGGACAGUAAUGUUAGGGUAUUGAGUGAUCUCGCAUAAAACAUGGCCAUGGACACAAAUAAUGGCUAAGUGUAAUUAAUGAUGUCUCGUUUAACAUAAAGUUUAUAGAAGAGAUAUUGGCUGACAUUGCGACAGAAAUAUAUUAAUCUUACACUAAACAUGUUAAUUCAGAUGUCGUAUUGAACACUUAGUGCAUAUUGGAGAAGCAAUUUCAGCGAUAUUGAUAUUAUAUAAUGGAACAUCUUAUUCAUAUCAACGUAAUAAAAGUCUCCAAGUCAUGAAAUAUUCAGAACUUUGCCGCCCUUAUAUAACAAGUGAAGGUGUCUUUUAGUACUUGUGUGCUUUGAUUAUGAAAGAAGAUGGCAGCAGUUCUAAUUGUGAUUAGUUGACCUUGACAUUGUAAAUGUUAUUGUUGUAUUAGUUAUUAAUGUUACCGUCCCUUGUUUUGUUUUAUUGUUGGGUUAUUGGAUUAAAGUUAACAGUGUUAUAUUCAAAUCAAAAUACAAACAGACAGAAAGAUAUUAGAUGGUGUAUAUAUAUUAUGGAUUUGUUAUUUAAAAAAGGGGGAUUCAGUAAUUAAGUGGUCUAAAAAGUUAACCUACAGGGAUUACAAGUUACCCAAGUCUGGUGUUAGUUAACUAUGGACUCUUUAAGCGGCCUGAAGCACCAACACAUUCUCCAGAUUUCUUGGUAGUAGAUAAUCCACUGAUUUUAUUGUUAACAAAACAAACCAACUUUUCUUUAGACUUCUAUGCUAAAUUUAUGGAAUAAUUAAAUUCAAAUAUCGAUGAAGAUAGAAUAAUCUAUUAUAAGUAUAUGAAUCUACAAUUUCAUGAUAAUAUAUAGAACAGAAUCAUGUAAGAAUUAAAUGUGAAAAAAUAAGAAGUUGGCAUAAUAUAUUAUCUUUGAUCAUUGUUUUUAUUUGCCAAAGAUGUGAAAGACUUUUA
This is a messenger RNA of Mytilus trossulus (common blue mussel), 3590 nucleotides long. RefSeq lists its product as uncharacterized. Gene Ontology annotation, cellular component: cytosol. Gene Ontology annotation, biological process: cellular response to tumor necrosis factor. Gene Ontology annotation, molecular function: NF-kappaB binding. The transcript is spliced from 7 exons. The coding region runs from base 80 to 2668 and encodes 862 amino acids. Lineage: Eukaryota; Metazoa; Mollusca; Bivalvia; Mytilida; Mytilidae. The record is from RefSeq and is a predicted model, not a curated record.